AUGGGGGAGCAGGUGAAGAAAGCCCUGUUUGUGCAGUUCGCUGAGGUGUUCCCGUUGAAGGUGUUCGGCUACCAGCCAGAUCCCGUGAGCUACCAAGCGGCUGUGGGCUGGCUGGAACUGCUGGCUGGGUUGCUGCUGGUCCUGGGCCCACCGAUGCUGCAAGAGAUCAGUAACUUGCUUUUGACCCUGCUCAUGAUGGGGGCUCUCUUCACUUUGGCGUCUCUGAAAGAGUCACUGAACACUUGCAUUCCAGCCAUCGUGUGCCUGGGACUCCUGCUGCUGCUGGAUAUCUGCCAGGUCUUGGUCCAAACUAAGCAGCUGGUCAGACCCACUAGGAAGAAGACUCCAGGUGCAUUCAAGGAAUCCUGGGAGUAGAGUGUCUCUCGCCUCUUCAUGCCAUGUCACGGUCACAGCAGGAACAUGGUGGAACACACACAGUCUACCACCUUAUUACCAAUAUGUCCAGGGUCGGCCAGUGUUGAAAUAGACGUCUUGUCUGCCUGGCCCUGCUUUCUGUCUCGGACAUUUACUGCUCUUUUUUGAGGGUACGUGUUACACAUACUAGCAUUCCUCGUGUCAUGUGAAAACAGAAAAUCAGCAGAAAAAUUUAAAUCACCCAAAAUUUUAAUGCCCUCAAGUAACUGCUUUCAGUUCCUUUAUAUAACUGUACCUCUCAAGUUUUUUCUAUGCCUUUAUACAGAUAUUUUUUUUAAUGAAAAUGAGACCAUAUAUACUACUUUAUUACCUGCUUUUUAAACCUAAUAUACAGUAACACCAUUCCAUGUCUAUUUUACCUCAUUGAUGUUAAUGGCUGUGUAGUAUUCCAUUGUAAGGAUGUACUGUAAUGUAUUUAUUCAGGCCCCCACUGAGGAACAUUUGGAUUAUUCUCAAUUUUUGGCUAUUGUAAACCUCACAGCAAAUCACCUUCGCAUACUUAUUUUCUUUCCCCAGAAGUGAGGGUGCUGGUUCAAAAGGCAUGCACGUUUUUAAGGUUUUUAUUACAUACUUAAAAUUUACACAUUGAAUAUGGCAGAGUAUAAGUACCUGCCUCUGCCUCUGCCCUUCUGAGCCACACAAGGC
Messenger RNA from Ceratotherium simum simum (southern white rhinoceros), 1080 nucleotides. The record is from RefSeq and is a predicted model, not a curated record. NCBI's taxonomy places the organism in Eukaryota, Metazoa, Chordata, Mammalia, Perissodactyla, Rhinocerotidae.